Chilo suppressalis (striped riceborer) is the source of this 894-nucleotide messenger RNA. Lineage: Eukaryota; Metazoa; Arthropoda; Insecta; Lepidoptera; Crambidae. The record is from the annotation of a GenBank genome assembly.
AUGCCCCUAAAAAGGACACCCCCAAAAACACCACAUAUAAAUACUGAAUCGGAUGCUAAUCCAAGUUCCGCUCCUGUUACGGAUACCGAAAACGAGGGCUCCACUAGCGCCACAAGUAAGCCAAGGGCACGGAAACGCCCACACGGCGAAGAAAUGUCCACCUUUAUGUCGGAGAUGAGAACAAACAUGGAAACAUUUAAAAAACAGCAAGAUACAAUUCAAGCCUGUAUUAAGGAUGUUCAGCAACAGAAUAUUGAUCUAAUCAAAUCAAUGGAGUUUAUCUCGUCCCAAUACGAGGAAAUGAAGGAGAAAUUGACAAAAAUGGAAACAGAACGAAGAGACCAUCUAUCGUAUAUACAGACUUUAGAAUCUAAAGUGGAAAAUUUAGAAAGAAUCGGAAAGCAGUCUGGUCUGGAGAUCCGUAAUAUACCUAUGAGCAAAAAAGAAACAAAGGAGGACCUUCUUAAUUUGGUUAAAAAAGUAGCUGAUACAGUAAAUGUUUCCUUCGAGCAGUCCAUGGUACGAGAUGUUUUCCGCCCACAUUCAAAUAAGGGAGAAGCUAAGCCUAUAAUUAUUGACUUCACGUCUGUUCUUAUAAAGGAAAGUAUCCUAACUUCAGUAAAGUCUUACAACCGGAAGAACAAGGACAACAAAUUAAAUACUGAAUUGAUACAGCUUGAAGGGCAGAAGAAACCGAUCUUCAUUGCUGAAUGUCUCACUUUGUCAGCUAAGAAAAUGUAUUUCCUGGCAAGAGAUUUCAGCAAAACUAAUAACUAUGCAUAUUGCUGGACUUCUCAUGGCAGAGUUUUUCUACGCAAAAGAGAAGGCGCUCCUGCUCGCUGUAUCAGUAAAGAAUCAGACCUUUUGUAUUUGCAAUCUCACCCUGAUUUGUGA